Messenger RNA from Rattus rattus (black rat), 1410 nucleotides. RefSeq names its product cathepsin H (gene Ctsh). Lineage: Eukaryota; Metazoa; Chordata; Mammalia; Rodentia; Muridae. The record is from RefSeq and is a predicted model, not a curated record. Gene Ontology annotation, biological process: immune response. Gene Ontology annotation, cellular component: lysosome. The transcript has 12 exons. Gene Ontology annotation, molecular function: cysteine-type endopeptidase activity. Bases 53 to 1054 code for a protein of 333 amino acids.
CACAGGCUGGGCUCAAAGGGCACUCGGCGGGGACCCAGCAGUGAGCGCCGCGAUGUGGACUGCGCUGCCCCUACUGUGCGCUGGGGCCUGGCUGCUGAGUGCUGGGGCCACCGCUGAGCUGACCGUGAAUACCAUCGAAAAGUUUCACUUUACGUCAUGGAUGAAACAGCAUCAAAAGACGUACAGCUCGCGGGAGUACAGCCACAGGCUGCAGGUGUUUACCAACAACUGGAGGAAGAUUCAAGCCCACAACCAGAGGAACCACACAUUUAAAAUGGGAUUGAACCAGUUUUCAGAUAUGAGCUUUGCCGAAAUAAAACACAAAUACCUCUGGUCAGAGCCUCAGAAUUGCUCAGCCACCAAAAGUAACUACCUUCGUGGUACUGGCCCCUACCCGUCCUCCAUGGACUGGAGGAAGAAAGGAAAUGUUGUUUCACCAGUGAAGAAUCAGGGGGCCUGUGGCAGCUGCUGGACUUUCUCAACCACUGGGGCCCUAGAGUCAGCUGUGGCUAUUGCCAGUGGGAAAAUGAGGACCUUGGCUGAGCAGCAGCUGGUGGAUUGUGCCCAGAACUUCAACAAUCAUGGCUGCCAAGGAGGUCUCCCCAGCCAGGCCUUCGAGUACAUCCUGUACAACAAGGGCAUCAUGGGAGAGGACAGCUACCCUUACAUAGGCAAGAAUGGUCAGUGCAAAUUCAACCCAGAAAAGGCCGUCGCGUUCGUCAAGAAUGUUGUCAACAUCACACUCAAUGACGAGGCUGCAAUGGUAGAGGCUGUGGCCCUAUACAAUCCUGUGAGCUUUGCCUUUGAGGUGACUGACGAUUUUAUGAUGUAUAAAAGUGGCGUCUACUCCAGUAACUCCUGUCAUAAAACUCCAGAUAAAGUAAACCAUGCAGUCCUGGCUGUUGGCUAUGGAGAACAGAAUGGAUUACUCUACUGGAUUGUGAAAAACUCUUGGGGCUCCAACUGGGGGAACAAUGGGUACUUCCUCAUUGAGCGUGGAAAGAACAUGUGUGGCCUGGCUGCCUGUGCCUCCUACCCCAUCCCUCAGGUAUAAGCCACGGCUGCACAGGCAACUGCUUGGCAGACAAAGGGGGGAACUGGUCCUACGAUGAGAAUGCAGCCCUGGAGAAAGUUGUUCGGAAAUCUACCCAGAGGCCCUCUCACUCCUGAGUCUAGACGCCUAAAGACAGUAAGGAAGAACUUGACCAGCAACAAGCCCGCCCGUGUGACGACAUCACCAGCCAUACGCUUUGUUUGAAUAUGGUUUUUAAAUGACCCAAAACCAUGUGAACCUAGAAUCUUCUCUUUCCAGCUCUCUUCACAUAGGGAAAGCUCCGAUGGCUACCUAUCCUAUGUUGUAUAUUCAAUAAAUGCAGUGAACGCCUGCCUGGGCUGGGCCUAGACCCCUAA